UACCAACAUAAAAAUAACCUCUGCAAAAUUCUCUUCUUCCUCUCACUUGAUCCAAGCUAGUUAAGCUAAACUUUCUUCGAGUUUCACGUUAACAAAUCACAAACUACCUUUUUCCUAAGACAUAUAUGGCCCCCGAACUCGUUCCUACCGCUGCGAAACCUGGUGCUGCGUUCACGAAGCCUGCCACUCUGGCGAGACGUGCCUACGUGACGUUUCUUGCUGGAAACGGUGACUACGUGAAAGGGGUAGUUGGACUCGCCAAAGGGUUGCGACGGGUGAAGACGGCGCACCCGUUGGUGGUGGCGGUGCUCCCCGAUGUGCCGGAGGAGCACCGUAGGAUGUUGGAGUCUCAGGGCUGCAUUGUCCGUGAGAUUGAACCCGUUUAUCCACCCGAAAACCAGACCCAGUUUGCGAUGGCUUAUUACGUCAUCAACUAUUCCAAGCUCCGUAUAUGGGAGUUUGUGGAAUACAGCAAGAUGAUCUACUUAGAUGGAGACAUUCAAGUGUUUGAAAACAUAGACCACCUAUUUGAUUUGCCCGAUGGUUACUUCUACGCUGUGAUGGACUGCUUCUGCGAGAAGACGUGGAGUCACACCCCACAGUAUAAAAUCGGGUACUGCCAGCAAUGUCCAAAUAAGGCCCAGUGGCCCACCGAAAUGGGCCCACCCCCUUCUCUUUACUUCAAUGCUGGCAUGUUCGUGUUCGAGCCCAACAUCGCCACCUACCACGACCUAUUGAAGACGUUGCAAGUUACUCCUCCUACUCCUUUUGCGGAACAAGACUUCCUGAACAUGUACUUUAAGGACAUUUACAAGCCAAUCCCUUUGAACUACAACCUCGUACUUGCCAUGUUGUGGCGUCACCCCGAGAAUGUGAAGCUCGAUGAAGUUAAGGUUGUUCACUAUUGCGCCGCGGGGUCGAAGCCGUGGAGAUAUACGGGGAAGGAAGAGAAUAUGCAGAGGGAGGACAUAAAGAUGCUGGUGAAGAAAUGGUGGGAUAUCUACGAGGAUCCUUCGUUUGACUACAAGCCAUUGAGUGGAACUGAAGGUGUCGCUGAUGGUGUUGACAUUGAGCCAUUCGUCCAGGCUCUAUCAGAGGUUGGUCAGGUUCAAUAUGUCACAGCACCCUCAGCAGCUUAGGUGGAGCUGCAUCUGUUCCUCACUUUCACGUAAUGAAUGCAACCAAAUAUAUAAAAUAAAAGAAAAUGUUGUGGAAAAAAAAAGUGACCAGGGUGGAGGAGUCGGUGCAACGCAAGACUUUGCGCUCAAAACAAGGGAGGUUACUUUUUUUGUUUUUGUUUUUAUAUAUUUUCUCUAUGGGGAGGAAUCGUGGCUCAUGGUCGCUCGCAUACAUAGAAAGGAGCUCGGUUUUAUUUUUAAUUUUUUGUAUUUUUCUAAUUUUUAUUUUUUAAAUUAGCGUUUGUUAAGGUUGGUGGGUCUGUUCUAUAGAGUCUGGAUCUGGUCUUUGUAAUC
Abrus precatorius (Indian licorice) is the source of this 1472-nucleotide messenger RNA. RefSeq names its product galactinol synthase 1. Gene Ontology annotation, molecular function: glycosyltransferase activity. The record is from RefSeq and is a predicted model, not a curated record. NCBI's taxonomy places the organism in Eukaryota, Viridiplantae, Streptophyta, Magnoliopsida, Fabales, Fabaceae. The coding region runs from base 126 to 1139 and encodes 337 amino acids. The transcript is spliced from 2 exons.